AUGAUUUACCAUCCUGGAGUGAUUGGAGAGGAAGAUACGGUAACGGCAAGUGUGAGGAAGGCGAAUGGUCAGUCCUUUUGGAAUUCAGCAAUUUCGGUUUGCAGCGAUGGCAAAUGCGAGCGUUACGGUGAAGGCGCCUAUGAAAACAAGUACGAAAACGAGAUGAAUUGCCCUGUAGACUGCAAACUCGACCACAGAUGCGGCAACGGGAAGUCUGAAUCAACUGAAAGUUGCUUCACGUGUCAAAAAGAUUGUGGCAAGUGCAAGUCUAUCUGUGGAGACGGUGUAUGCGAUUCUGAUAAGGAGGGAUGUGGGUCUUGUCCUAGAGACUGUGGAAGAUGCGACGACAAGAAAGGUGAUGGUGUAUGCGCCUAUCCGUUGGAAAGUAUCUGCAGUGAUGACUGUGAGACUGAAACGAAAAAGGGCAAAUAUAAAAAAGUGGAUGGUAUCCGCUACAAGACACUGCUUAACGCAAGGCCCAGCAGCCAGGGUUAUGCCGACAGUAGCUGUGAGAAUGGACGUAGAGAUGUGCCGAAAGCUGGCAAGUGGCAUCCAACAAUGCACGCACCCGAAAAGCAGCGCGACAAAACUACUUUCAGACGGGUUGCUUGAUCACGGCCGACGGCACAGCGCUUCCGACCAAAGGCACUACCUACAACUGUGGCUCAGUACCCCUCAUAAUAACAAC
Molecule: messenger RNA, 688 nt
Organism: Sphaeroforma arctica JP610
Lineage: Eukaryota; Ichthyosporea; Ichthyophonida
Exons: 4
Coding region: 1-612 (203 amino acids)
Source: RefSeq, a predicted model, not a curated record